AUGGCAAAGAAAGUCAUGUACCCAUUGGAGCCUUGCAUCGAGUUUCAUCGAAAAGACAAGGUCGACACAUUUUACUUUGACCUGAUGACUUAUGAUGCCACAUACCUGCACGCUGUGGCUUUCUCAUGCCAGGCUUUCUUCAACAAAGCAUCGCCUAGAGAGACUGCAGAGAUGGCUCAACGAGGUAUUGUGCAUCAUUCAGAAGCAUUGAAACAACUUCGAGAGAGACUCUCCAACGAAGGAGAACAGAUCAAGUUCUCUGAUUCCACAGUCCUUGUCAUCUUGUCCUUAGCAAUGCAUGCUCAUCUUUCUAGCGAUUAUGAUACUGCAAAGCAUCACAUGGAGGGUUUGCGUAAGAUUGUCGAUCUGAGAGGCGGUUUAGGUGGGUUCAGCUAUAACACAAAGCUUAUCAUGGAAAUAUUGAAGUGCGACCUAGGGAUUGCCUUGUUUAAUAACACAGAGCCAUUCUUCUUCAAAGAUCCAUCUUCAGAACCCAUGAUCCCUUAUGAACUGGUUUCUGGUACCGCUGAAUCGCCGGAUAUACCUGACACUGAAUCCUUGAUCCCCGAGUGGAAUAUCGAUGCAGAUCUCCGACAUACUUGUGAUGUGAUGAGAGAAUUUUGCUCAACAAUAAACUCCGCAACAAAACGGAAUCGCCGUCUCCCAAAAGAAAUCUUGCUAAAUGCCAUGGCUUCAGUCAUGUACCGUCUGCUUGGCAUGAAAGACUUUGAUCCAAAUUCUCCAAAUGAAGCUAUCCGCCUUGGUCUGCUCGCCUUUUCAUCACAUACAUUCCUUCUUUAUAAGAAUAUGAAGCCUCCACAGAUAAGCUUCCCUCAGAAGUAUGGGGAAUGUCUGCAAACCAUCGAGUUCUCGACAAUUCCGGCGCUGACGGGUUUAUGGUUGCUUACCGUUGGGGCGAUCUCAGUGUUCACCCCGACUGAUAACUCUUGGCUUAUGCCUUUGUUGCGAGACCAAAUGAAGCGCUGCCGAAUUUCCGAGUGGGAGGACAUGCGCGAUCAUCUGAAACGGUUCCUGUGGAUUGACAUGUUGCACGACAAGCCUGGGCAAAAAGUAUUCAGCACUGCAUGGGCCCUAAGCUGCGAGAUCGAUUAG
Penicillium daleae is the source of this 1113-nucleotide messenger RNA. RefSeq lists its product as uncharacterized. The record is from RefSeq and is a predicted model, not a curated record. Bases 1 to 1113 code for a protein of 370 amino acids. NCBI's taxonomy places the organism in Eukaryota, Fungi, Ascomycota, Eurotiomycetes, Eurotiales, Aspergillaceae. The transcript has 2 exons.